CUGAAUUGUGCCUGAUCCUUUUGGUGACCCACUGCCGGCUCUACCGCUCACAUUCGGCACAAGAGUCUUUUGGCCAAUUUCGAGUUGAUGAAACAUCUCCAUCUUGAGAACAAGAGAUGCAAUGUAUUUUCAUGUAUUUUCUCAAUCUUAGUCUUGAUCCUGAGAUUUUUUGUGCAGUGGCUUUUGUUCGCAGCAUGAAGACUGAGCUUUUGGGGGGUCUUCCGCCGCCGUAGUCAUGGCAAUGAGUCUGGUUAUGCGACGCAUCGGCGCCCUGGGGCUUUGCACCAACUGUUGUCCUGAAGUAAGGACACUCACAGACAUCCCACGCGGCUUGUGGCCAGUGAUGUCCUUCUAUGCAGAGCUGCAGCAGCGACAAGACGCCACAGAACUUUUGGAGACGGUGAGAUGGUACGUUGACGCUGCGGCGGCGAACUACCGCAGCUUAAAUCGGCAGUUGCGCCACGGCGGCCGGCUGCAAAAGGCUGCGCUUGGUCACCGGCAGCGGCUGGACCAAUUGGCCAAGAUUGCGCCUCCUCUCUUGGAGCCUCUCACGCUUUGGCGAGGCUUCAGCAGUCUAUCCUUCGUGUCCUAUCUUCAUCAUCUCCAAAAGGUGGAAGAUGAUGAAGAUGGGAGCCAAAGCAAGGACGUGAAAGAUGAUGCGUAUAUGUCCUGCUCCUUGUCACAUUCGAUUGGGAACUUCUAUGCGCGAAGGCAUGCUAUCCUUCCAGAAGAUCUGGAUGAUGCUGUGCUGUUGCGUAUCCAGGUGCCAGCUGUUUGUGUCGCUUGCUGCAGUGGUCUCGACCAUGAAGAGGAAAUCCUCCUCCCUCGGGGCAGUGUGCUUCGAAUUGAUCGAAUUGACCAGCUGGAUCACAAAAAUGGACCGGCGAAUGGCCAAGUGACAGCCAUUUUGACAGCAGAGGCCACUCUGUUGGCUGGUGCUGGUGCAAACACCUCGUUGGAUUCGAGGAAAAGCCUGCGAAGGGUGUCGCUCUAUGCGUUGCCACCCGACAGUGCGGAAGAGCUCACCACGACGUUGCACGUGGCAGAUCCACUGGACCGAUGCGACCGCCGCGAGCGUUGCGGUGAGAACAUCACAGUGGACCUCAGCACCUGGCCAAUUGAGGUGCUUCCGGGUUUGAGCUCGGCGCAUCGAGCACAAGCCCUGCCUCCGCAGACGGUGAUCACCAAUGUGCCCUUUGAUGUGCCCGUUUACUCCUUCGAUGAGUAUGAGAAUCCUGUUGAGACGGGCACAGAUGUCUUCCUUAUGAAGAUGACAGGCCGAGAUCUUUUCCAACUCCACAUUGACCUCAUGUCUUUGCGCCACAACAACAGCCUCUCUCAGUGCCCUGAGCUCUCUCCUGUGCCAGGCGGUGAGAUCUACCAACUCUCUGUUGCUUGGACCAAACACUCUGCAUUCAUGAGAGUGAAGGGAUUAAGGCCGGCGGUGAAGAGGAGCUCCUCUGCGAAUGGCCGCAGCCGAGCGCAGCCACAAGCCAGGCCUGGGCAGAGGGACAUUCCACACAUGCUAGUUCGUCUAUUGGGAGAUCUUCAUAUCGUUUGUGGCUCCCGUCAUGGGGAGGGCACAUGGCUGGCUCCGGAUGGCACAAAGCAGAUCCCUGCUGCCUGCAUGCCAUUGCAGAACUUUUGCCCUCCUUUGGACUUGAACAGCUCCUUCAUAUGGGCUGCAAGUCAUGGCCGUGAUCCGGGCAGUGUUGUGAAGCUGCGAUGCCAAGUAGGUCUGAUUCCAAGUGCAGGCGAUUCCACAUUGGUGUGUGGUUCUGAUGGCAUUUGGCGGAAGCCCAUUUACACUUUGCCCCAGCCACUCAGUGAGGUGCUGAGCUGUGCUCCUCAUCCGAACUUUUGCUCGGAUCCUUCGCCUUUGCUCCUUGAGGGUGCCAUCGCGCACAUGUCCGAGAUGCACUUGAACGCCACUGUGUUGGUGACAUGUGCCGUUGGCUAUGAGCCCAGUGGCGGUGAAGACAUGGGGCUUUGUGGGAUUCACCCCGAGGAUGACAGCCGAGGGCGUUGGGUGAGUCCAUCCAGCAUCAGCAAGGGACAGGUACCUUGGAAACCGUUGCGCUGCCGCUUGAAGCAGAGUUAUUGCCCGACGAUCCAGAUGAGCCACGGGAUGCUGCUUUCCCUCUCCAAGGAGCGGUUCCUCCAGAGCCAAGCGCAUGUGGGCUGUGCAGAGGGUUAUGCGCCCGCUGGGGGCUUCGAUGCCUUCACUUGUGAAGCCUCCACUUCUUUGACGGGCGAAUGGCGUGCUAGUGAUGGAAUCUCAGAUCUCUCGCAAAAGCUUCAGUGCAGCAAGGUCGUGGAGUACUGCCCGGUGCCAGUGCCUCCAGAAGGGACAUACUUUGUGAUGAGUGCUGGGUUGGAGAUGGACAGUGAGGUGGCGCAAUUGGAUGAUGAAGAACUGGAAAGACUCGUUUUAAAACAUGGCAACAAAGUCAGGUCUUUGAAAGAUUAUUGCAAAUCUCUCUUUGGCACAUCUGUCUACAAGCAGCGCCUUCUUAAGAACGGUGAAAUCUUGAGCGAUAACCAUGCCUUGACGGUGAAGUAUCAAAGUCAAUUGCAAACCCGGACCUCCUUGUUGGAGGACAUCGCUCCUUGGUUGGAGGACCUUGCCCUUGGGUUGGAGGAUUCAGCUGGUUCAGCUCCCUUUUCGACCCCUGGACACGUCUUCCACCUCACGACUCUUGGAAGCAGCAGGCAACGGCGACCUUCCCAGCUUGCAGGCCUUGCAGCAGACAAUCACCAAGUGGAAAUCAUGCGCAUUUUGCUGCAAGCGAUGGCUCAUGUCAAUCAAACGGAUGAGGAGGGUCGAUCUCCACUCUGGAUCGCUUCCCAACAUUCCCAGCUGGAUGCUGUGGUUUGUCUUUUGGAAGCUGCGGCAGACGUCGACCAAACGGACCACGCUGGCCAAACACCUUUGUACAGGGCAACAUCUCAUCAACACUCCUCGACAGUAUUGAAGCUGCUGGAAGCCAAAGCUAGUGCCAACAAGUGCUGCCAUGAAACCUCACCGCUUUGGAUUGCCUGCCAGUCUGGAAAUUCGAAAAUCGUGCAGUUGCUGCUGAGUGUGGGCGCGGACAAGAACAAACUGGAUGCUCAAGGCCGAUCUCCUCUCUGGAGUGCUUGUGGUGCCCGUUUAGAGACGGACAACGUCAACACCUCCUUCGGUGACCAUUUGGAAGCUGUGCGACUGUUACUCGAGGCCAGCGCUCACUGUGAUACACCGGACGAGAAGGGGCGAUCGCCCCUGUUGCUUGCCUGUGAACGAGGACGUCUCAAAGCCGUUGGGCUCCUACUCACCGCAAGAGCAACUAUCAGUCAACGUGAUCACGAUGGACAGUCUCCCUUGUUGGUUGCAUGCCAAGCAGGACACUUUGACGUGGCUCACUUUUUGCUCUCCGAAUCUGCAGAUCAUAGCCAGAUGUCGAAACGAGGAGAGACUGCGUUGAUCCUUGCUGUGAAGCACGGACACCUCGACUUGGUGCGUGUUCUGUUGGAAGCGAGAGCGGAUUUUGAUAGACCAGACAUCAAUGGCAAGUCGCCCUUGUUUACCGCUUGCCAAUAUGGACAUGCUGCGGUGUCCUCCGUCCUGUUGAGUGCUGGCGCAGAGAAAGACGCAGCCGACGGUGAAACUCCCACAUGGAUCGCGUCCCGAUCCGGCCAUGCAGAUGUGUUGCGCAUUUUGUUGGCAGCUGCUGCAGAUGUUAAUCAAGCGGCCCAGGGUGUUUCUCCGCUGUGGAUGGCAAGCCGUGCAGGUCAUGUGGAAUCAGUGGAGGUUUUGCUUCAGCUGGCUGACAAAGAGCGAGCAGACUGUGAUGGCAAGACGCCACUGUGGAUCGCUUGCUGCGCUGGGCAUGCUGAGAUCGUCCGAGUUCUCCUCGACGCCUCGUGCCGUUUAGAAGCAGACCGAAGCGGGCGGACGCCCUUGGCUGUGGCCUCCGAGUUUGGUCACGUGGACAUCGUGCGCCUGUUGACGCGUCGCCGAAGGGAACAGGAUUGGAAGGAAGAAGUGAGUGAAGCAAGUCCGUUGAUGGCAGCUGCCCGUGAAGGACACCACGCGGUGGUCGUGGCUUUGUUGGAAGCUGGGGAGGAUGUGAAUCAAGUUGACCGAAAACGGAGAUCUCCUUUGUGGAUGGCCUGUCAAUCUGGUCACUUGCAAGUGGUCCGUUGCCUCUUGAAGGCAUUUGCUGGCUUGGACCAAGCCACCUAUGAGGAGGAGACGCCUCUCUUCACUGCAGCCCUUCAGGGUCACAGCGACGUGCUGAACACACUACUCGAGGCAAAAGCGCAGAAGGACAAGACUAACAAGGACGGCAAGUCACCACUCUGGAUCUCUUGCCGCCUUGGUCACAUGAACGUCCUUGAUGCUUUGCUGGAGCACACUGCGUGCGAUGCUGCGAAGGAACUCGACCAACCGGAGAACCAGGGCCGUGCGCCGCUUUGGAUUGCUGCACGCGUGGGACACCAUCGGGCAGUGCAGAGCUUGCUGAAUGCCAAGGCGGAGAAGGACACGGUUGACCUUGCUGGGAAAACUGCUUUGCUGGUGUCCAGCCGUUUCGGUCACAAAGAUGUAGUCAAUGCAUUGCUUCAGGCGAAGGCGCAUCAGGACCCUGCAGGACCCUGA
Durusdinium trenchii is the source of this 4639-nucleotide messenger RNA. The record is from the annotation of a GenBank genome assembly. Lineage: Eukaryota; Dinophyceae; Suessiales; Symbiodiniaceae.